CACAGGGAGCCUAUAUAAACUCUGACAGUUGUCAAGUGGAGAACACUGGCUGUUUGCACUCGGGAGCGACGCAAUUUUGGGAGAUUUACAGCAAUAGAUACCCAGAAAUACCCAAAUAGUAACAAUGUCUCAUGCAUGGGGAUACGCACCGGACAAUGGACCCGACAAAUGGUGUGAAGGCUUCCCAAUUGCCAACGGACCCCGCCAGUCUCCCAUUGACAUCGUACCUGGGGAGGCUGCCUUCGACGCAGCCUUGAAGGCGCUCACUUUGAAGUACGACCCUUCCACCUCCAUUGACAUUCUCAACAACGGACAUUCCUUUCAAGUGACCUACACCGACGACAACGACAACUCAACUCUGACAGGGGGGCCCAUUUCAGGGACGUACAGGCUAAAGCAGUUCCACUUCCACUGGGGCGCCAGCGACGACAGGGGUUCUGAGCAUACCGUGGCCGGGACCAAGUAUGCUGCCGAGCUCCACCUGGUACACUGGAACACCAAGUACCCCAGCUUUGGUGAUGCUGCUAGCAAGUCUGAUGGCCUUGCUGUUGUAGGAGUCUUCCUCCGGGUUGGAAAUGAAAAUGCCAAUCUUCAGAAGGUCCUUGAUGCUUUUGAUGCCAUUAAAGCCAAGGGCAAGCAGACCUCUUUCGAGAAUUUUGACCCCACCAUCCUGCUCCCCAAGUCCCUAGACUACUGGACUUACGACGGCUCCCUGACCACACCUCCUCUGCUGGAGAGUGUCACCUGGAUUGUCUGCAAGGAGUCAAUCAGCGUCAGCCCUGCCCAGAUGGGCAAAUUCCGGAGCCUGCUUUUCUCUGGAGAGGGCGAGGCCGCCUGCUGCAUGGUGGACAACUACCGCCCCCCUCAGCCCCUCAAGGGCCGCGCUGUGCGUGCAUCCUUCAAAUAAAUCCCCCUGCCCCCCAAUCCCCUCCCCUGCUUAGUGAGACACCCAGGCGUGCCACCCCUGCAGUAAGACUCAGAGCACAUGUACUGUAUGUCUGCCCUUACAUUUUUUAGAAGGACGAAAUCCCCCCUUUCCUGUCUCCCCAUUCCUACCAGUGCUGUGAUGUGACGUGGGAAGAGGAAACAGUUGAGGCAUUGACCUUUUUUGUAUCCCCUCUCCUCUCUUGAGUGAUAACAAGCCAGAGAAGCCCUGAUGUACUUCACAAGAGAAGCACUCCACAGUGGUGGCUAUAAUGUGACAGAUUUACCGGGAUUUCGCCUGCGGUGCCAAUGUUGUAGACAGCUACUGGGCUCUGUAGUUUUUCAUAGAUAGAUAGAGAGGAUGUGUCAACAAACAAACAAAGCUUGCGAAGAGGCUAAGACUAUAGAAAUGUAGCUGGGAUCAUGUAAUGGAUGAUUCAGUUGGAGAAAGACAAGCAGACCCGACUAGCAGUCAGUGGCAGGCCUGGGGUGGAUGAAACUGCUUCACCAUCUGUGAGUAGGGCCACACACACACACACACACACACACACACACACACACACACACACACACACACACACACACGCACACUGCCAGUCUGUCUUUAAUCUCUGAUUGACUGCCUGCCUCAGGAUCACAGCAGCUUAAUGAAACACAGUGGUCACUUCCAUCACACCCAAUUGAACCAGAACAUCCUCCUCUGGAACACACAUACACAGGCCUACAGUCAUUGACCUGCUCAUUGAUUUUCAUACUUAGCAUGCCUACAGUGCAUACCCAAUAUACAGACACACAUUGACAUGCAUACCAGCACACACACAUAAUGGGAGGUUACAGCUACAAACUGUUAGCUAUUGUGCUCUGUCAUGACAAUGACUUUGCAUUCCUGUGUUUUUAUAGCAAAGCCUCGUCCUCAAUCAUUUGUUUUAUUUGUUUGUUCCUCUUGGUGUUAUUAGCAAUAUUAAUGGAUUUAUUUUUUCAAUAUUUAAGUGAUUCCUGAAUUGUGUUUUGCAACUGAAAGCUCCUCUAUACUCGUAGUAUUGUCUUGAUGACAUGACAACAGGAGGGUUAGGUUAUGACCCUUUUCAGACAUUAUGAAUUGUGUAAUGGAAUAUCCGUCUAAGCAUUGUUUUGCAAGCCCCUAUGUAUUGUGUUGUACCGUUUCGAACGCACAGUCGCCUUGUGCGACGCCAUAGGGCACUACAGCCAAGGAAGAAUCAAUCCGCCAACUGAUAAGCUUUGUAGUGUUAGUGGGGUGUCAGGUCCUUUUAGGCCAGAUUACUAAUGACGAAGGGUCACCUUUAACUUUGGGACCACAGAAUCAUGCUAAUUUAAAAAAAUAUAUAUAUAUGUUUGAAUGCAAGUGAAAUUAUGAAUCAUGUCUGUCAAAAAUGGAUGACUGUAUUUGAUAAUGAAAUUGAGUUUAAAAGUCUUAUGCAAAGCACAAAUUAAAGGGCCACCCAAAAACAGCUAGACUUACUCCCAGGGAGUGGAAGUUUUAUCAGUUGAAUAAAUAUAUUUUAUGACUA
Messenger RNA from Oncorhynchus gorbuscha (pink salmon), 2453 nucleotides. Its product is annotated as carbonic anhydrase 1-like. The transcript is spliced from 7 exons. Gene Ontology annotation, biological process: carbon dioxide transport. Gene Ontology annotation, cellular component: cytoplasm. Lineage: Eukaryota; Metazoa; Chordata; Actinopteri; Salmoniformes; Salmonidae. Gene Ontology annotation, molecular function: zinc ion binding; carbonate dehydratase activity. The coding region runs from base 125 to 907 and encodes 260 amino acids. The record is from RefSeq and is a predicted model, not a curated record.